Lactuca virosa is the source of this 1433-nucleotide messenger RNA. The record is from the annotation of a GenBank genome assembly. Lineage: Eukaryota; Viridiplantae; Streptophyta; Magnoliopsida; Asterales; Asteraceae.
ACUUUUGCCCGAAACACCCCCUAAAUCCUGCAAUCGACCACCACUCUUUAUCUUCUCUCUUAUGCUACCACCGUCGCCCGUACCUUCUUAUGCCGGUCACCAUACCAUCGCAACUGCUUCCUUCUCCGUCGCUCACAACAAGAUGGCUCUGGCUAAGAGUGAUAGGACCCGUGUUCCCUCUUUCAGUGUGAAUCGUCGGCGUCGACUUCUCCUGUGACCCCCGUCGUAGUCUUCUACCCACUGGAGAAAUCGAGUCUCCACAAAAGAAGCCCUAAGAAUUUGCUACUGCUUUUCCUGGUCAGAGAUAAAAGAGAUAAGAGCAGGUGAAUGUGCUUCAGAAUCGGAGGUGGAUUGCUGUGAAGAAGAUGGAACUGAAAAGAUCAAGCCGAAAAGGCCGGCAACAAACCACCAACGUACAAACGGACCUCCUGCUAAGGCUUCGAAGCUUCUAAUUUAUGUGAUGCCAUUGAAAGCUAAGUGCUUUGUUCUCAAAUUCUUUACUACCUUAUAUCGUUUUUCAUGUUUGUGUGAUCUUGAUGGGUUCCUCCUAUUUGAUGAUUGUAGCUAGAUUGGAGGCUUUCUGAUUAGCAAGUAACAUGAGAUUGCGGUGAAGAUUAGAGUAAACUAGCAUACAGAGAGUUUGUCAAGUGCAAAAUCUUUCCAGGGUUCACUUCAAACCUCAUUUCUUCUGGUUCGUAUGGUGGCAUUGAAGAAGAUCUUAUAAAAUGUCUUGCAGACACAUACAAAGCUACUGUAAGUUUGAGGAUUGGAUUAUCCCAAAACUCGACCAAAUGCUUCAAGAACAAAAUACACAGUUAUAUCGAGUUUGGGGAAGAAGAUUAAUAAUGAAAGUACAUAAAGAUUGGCUAUAUGGUGCAAGUAGUUGCAUUGAUGGAUCAAGAAUUAAGUAUUAUGCCAGAGAAAAAAACAAAUGUGGUGGCAAUGAGUGUUGUGGAGGAUUUAAUAUAUUCAAACACUACCUCUUCACCAAGCAACCUAGAGAUUUGGUUGAGAGGGACACAACAUAAAGUUGGAAGGUUAUCAGCAGGGAGCAAGAUUACAAGCAUGCUUACAGUCAAUGACAUGAUCUUAUGUGGUACUGAAUCAGGGUUGGAUUUCACUAUAGUGAAAGAAUGAAUUGAAGGUGGUUGAGUAUAUAUUUUGCGUAAAUAUACAAAAGACGAAUGUUAGUCAUCUCAUUUCUUGCAGGCAACAUUAUAUCAAACAGGCGAUUGAGGAAAUGUCACCACUCAAGAUCCCAUAUGAAUGAAUGAUACUUCAUACUGAUGGCCCCUUUUCUAGUUUAGGUUUAAACAUAUGCUUCCCGUUAAUUUUGCCACACACGCCCUAUGUAACUAUAACCAGGACAAUUAGGGCCGAACGUUAUAAAAGCAAAACAAGAAAAGAGCCUGGUGCCUGCCAAAUUGCAAUGG